AUGGAAGGAAGAAAAAGUGUCGCAAACAAUUCGUCGACUACCUCUGCAGUUAAAGUUCCUACAACUUAUGUCUCACCAUUCUCAAAACCCUUACGACCUCCUAUAAUACCAAAGCAAGUCCAAUCAGACUCAAAUCAGACACCAAACAUACGCAAAGUUCAACUAAAAACUUACACUCCUACAGAACCAGAAGGUGUCUUCUCAUUCUCAACAACAGAAGCAAGAUAUAGAAGACUCAUUGCAGCUUAUCCAAACAAUUUGUCCUUAACAGACAACAAUGACUAUGAUAGAUAUUUCAAAAGUAUAAUAAAACCAGUCGAAACAUUAGAAAACAAAGUUCAAAACCCGACAGUAAUGGUUGACUUUUUCUUGUCGAAUUUGCCUUAUGUUUCAACUAUGAUAUCUCUUCAAGCAAUUGACGAGUUCAUUAUUUGCUGUGAACCAAACUUAAGAGAACAGCUAUAUGAAACACUCAACGACUUUCGUCCUUAUCCUUUAACUUACAAUUGGAAAGAAGAUGAAAACAAACGCGGUUCUUUCUCCUGGAAUCUUUCCAUUGUUGCUCCAGCUGGUGUAGCUGCACAUCCAUUCGAAAUAUAUCCAAAAUUGCAUUACGAAAACAAUAUGCAUAUUAUAACAACAGCCGCUUUAGAGAUUCCUGAACGGGUGCCAGAUGGAGAAGAAGUUUCAAUAAUAUCUGUUCAAGCAAACCGAGUUGCAAUGCCACUUACAGUAUGCAAAUUCACUCACUCAAGCAGACAAUUCUAUCAAAAUCUUGAGUUCGUUUUUACUGGCACAGCCAAAAUGCUUCUCAAAAAACCAGAACAAACCACAAUAACCAUCUUCUUAUCUG
Messenger RNA from Trichomonas vaginalis G3, 853 nucleotides. Its product is annotated as attachment subunit-related family. The record is from RefSeq and is a predicted model, not a curated record. The annotation marks the transcript as partial. Lineage: Eukaryota; Parabasalia; Trichomonadida; Trichomonadidae. The transcript has a single exon.